AUGGUAUCCAAAAAGCCUGUCGCUCUAAUUGUUGGUGCAUCCAGGGGCAUCGGUCGUCAAGUUGCCAUCGACCUCGCCUCUAAUGGCUAUGCCGUCGUUGUCGCCGCAAAAACCAUCAGUGACCCUUCAAAUCUCCCAUCACCUUUUCCACCAGAUCCUAAUUCAUCUGCCUCGACAAUCACAACCGUCGCACAUGAAAUCAGUUCAGCAGGAGGCGACGCCACAGCCAUUCAAGUAGAUGUUCGCUACCCCGAGAGUAUUGACUCCCUGAUAUCGCAAACCAUCACUACCUAUGGUCGUCUGGAUGUUCUCGUCUACAACUCGGGUGCCAUAUUCUGGGCCCCCGUCUCAUCAACACCCCUGAAGCGAUUUCAACUCAUGCAGCGCGUUAAUCCAGAAGGAUUAUACGCAACCAUUCAAGCUGCUCUGCCUCAUCUACCUUCCACGGGCCGCAUUGUAGUCGUCAGCCCUCCCAUCUAUAGCCGUUUUUUCCGUGGCAAAACAGCUUAUGCGGUGGGCAAGGUUGGCAUGAGUGUUCUUACAAAAGGCCUUGCCAUGGACUUUGAGCGCCAAGGAAAGAAUGAUAUGGCUAUUACCUCCAUAUGGCCCGCUGUGGCCAUUGAGUCUGCUGCUACAGACCAGUUCACACGCAAGAACCCAGAAGAAGCCAACGACCUCCGAAAAGCAACCAUCUUCUCCGACGCUAUUCUCGCCAUCCUUCAAGCUUCGCCUUCUGUAGUUAAUGGAGAACUACUACUAGACGAAGACUUCUUACGUGAACAUGCAGGUGUAAAAGACUUCUCAAAAUACAACGUUGUGCCAGGCACUGCGCCACGGAGGAUCAUGCCCGCGUCUCUUCCAGACCUGACGGUAGUAGAGCAAGCAGACGAGGGCAAAAGGGAUGUCAACCUUUGCGGCCAUGCAUGA
Fusarium poae is the source of this 927-nucleotide messenger RNA. RefSeq lists its product as uncharacterized. The record is from RefSeq and is a predicted model, not a curated record. The transcript is spliced from 5 exons. Bases 1 to 927 code for a protein of 308 amino acids. Gene Ontology annotation, molecular function: oxidoreductase activity. Lineage: Eukaryota; Fungi; Ascomycota; Sordariomycetes; Hypocreales; Nectriaceae.